AGCCUGAUGUGAAGCACAGCUACUCUUAGCGCCCUGAAGUUGAAUAUUUUCCGGUUAUACUGCAGCAAUUUUUCACCAUUACAUUUUUUUAAAUUUAUUAAACAACUACACAUCAUCCUUUUAACCAUUUAUAGUUAGAUUUAAUGUUGUGGAACGUCCACGAAAUGUUACCUGCUGUUAUCACUUACAUUCUAGCAGCUAUAAACAGUCUUUCCCUGAAGAGCCUCAUAUUUUCUUUCUUGUGAAGUUAAUAAGAAAAAAUGCAGCUCGUUACCCAGAAACACACCCACAUCCGAGACCAUAAAUGAUGAAUACUUGUCUCCUAAUAAUGUAUUAGAACAAGCACAGUAAUGUAAACCUGUGAUUUGAAUUACAACCAGAGCUGCUGCUGUUAAAAAUUAAUCAACACCUUCUGACCAAUCAGAAUCAAGAAUACAACAGAACUGUAUAAAUAGGUUUUGGCAUUUUGUUUUGCAUAAAAUCUCACACUGAGCGUUGCUACAUGACUCUAUAUGAGAGUCUGAACUCCAGCUGAAUUUCAUGAUUCCUCCAAAAGUCCCCUCCCCUCGAAUCCAAUCUGUUACAUCAUGUCCAAAGCAUCUGGAGCGAGUGUGUCAAAACAGGGUGGAUGCUGCUGCUGCUGUGUGGAGGAGACAGAGGAUAUCGGCUAGAGAGCUUGUUUUGAGCACUUUUCACGUUUGCGCACAUUUGCUGAGGGCAGAUGGGGUCUGGCAUCGCACGUGAACGAGACCUGCGUCACAGCUGCGUCGUGCAUUCACUCUUCCUGGCCACUUGCCUGCUGUCUCUCUCUUUUGUUGUAACUGUGAAAUCUGGUGUGAGGAAAGAACACAACUUCACCAUUCACUCGUCUCAGCUCGCAUGCAGUUUGCCCGGGCCUCCAGGAUCACCGGGCAGCCCGGGGCCUGCGGGGCCCAGCGGGGGGGCAGGACGGAUGGGUUCACCAGGCUCUGAUGGACAGGAUGGCAAGGAUGGGGACAAGGGUGAUAAAGGAGAGAAAGGGGAACCAGGUCGCACAGGGAACCCUGGAAAACCAGGACUGAAGGGUCGCCAAGGAGUUAUAGGGAGGGCGGGGCCGAGAGGUCUGAAGGGGGCGCAGGGGGCACCUGGUGUGCGUGGACCGGGAGGGCUGAAGGGUGAAAUGGGAGAUUUGGGUGAAGCUGGCGUCCCUGGUGGGUGUGAUUGUGGGAAGCAGGCACGCUCAGCCUUCUCAGUCGCAAUUAGCAAGAGUUAUCCCAAGGAGCGCACGCCCAUCCGCUUCGACCGCAUCCUGAUGAACGAAGGCGGCCAUUACAACGCCAGCAGCGGCAAGUUCACCUGCGCUGUCCCAGGUGUGUACUACUUCAGCUAUGACAUCACACUGGCUAACAAGCACCUGGCGAUCGGGCUCGUCCACAACGGGCAGUACAAGAUCAAGACUUUUGACGCCAACACGGGGAACCACGAUGUAGCGUCAGGCUCGACUGUGCUCCGGCUCAAGAAAGGAGACCAGGUGUGGCUUCAGAUCUUCUACUCCGAGCAGAACGGCCUGUUCUUCGAUCCAUUCUGGACUGACAGUCUGUUCACGGGAUUUCUUAUCUAUGCAGACCAGAUUCCUAAGAGGAAUAUCUCUGCUGCUAGCUCUGGGUCCUCCUGAUGGAACUUUUACUGACAAACUCAAAUACGUCUGUACCUGGUCAAGUUUACACUCUUGAAAUUCACCACAAUUUUUAUGCACGCUACUUUCUUUAUAACGUUAUAGUUCAAAUGUCUUCAGAGAGCAACUAUUCACCAUUUUCAGGAAUGUGUGACAUAAAAUUAUUGUUCUUUUACUACAAAAUUAUCUUUAUCCUGUUAUAAUAUUAUCCCAUUUUUGUUAUUGAUAACAAACACCCUUUCACACUAAAUUCUAUGCAGUUAUUGUCAUGCACUACACAAAUGAAAUGCUUCCCUGUUGAUGUCCAAAGGUCUUUAGACUUGCAGAUUUCAUGAUGCUAAAACUGGAGGCUGUAUGUUUCCUUUACAUGUUAGAAACAUUAGCCUCCCAUAGGGGCAAGUGGGGCAGAGCCCAACCAUAUCAGCCAUCCGCAACAAAUGUUAAUCUUCAUAAAGUCCUCAUUCACAGCUAUGUUUUAAAUUCCAUUGAAAUACUAAUCUAAAAAUGUUGGUAUUAGACAGAUAUACAUAAGACUUUCUAGAUGUUGCACAAUCGUGCUGCAGCAUCCUCACAUAGCUCCAUAGAGUUAUUAUUGCACCUAGUGGUCAAAAAUGGGAACAGCAAGCUCUAAUAGAUGCCUCACUGGGGCAGGAGCCAUGCUGCCCCAUGCUCACUCUAUGAAUAUUCAGUGGAGGAGGAGCGGCGGACAGGAGAGUUUUGCUAGUGUGGGCUAGUUUAAAAAUACUCUGUGGCCGCCAAGAUCUUGCUUUAUAGCAAAUAAGCUUCAUUAAAUCUAUCUCUCUCUUUUUCACUGCCUGAUUUUUCUGGGCUAGUUUCAGGUCUUUUGUGUGGUUUUUGAGAUGUAGUUGGGCUGGAAAUUUUGAUGAAACCUGGCAACCCUGGUUAAUAAUAUUAGCUCUUCUGGGUAUGAUGGGAAACACAAUAUCGAAAAAUGCUGAACAAGAAUACGUUUCAAAAAGGGCUCAAAAAACAAGCUGUUAGACUGUAUGCUGUAUUACAGCAUGUUGUUGACUCUCAACUGCCUGACCAUCUCGUGAUUGCUCUAAAAAUUCAUUAGAUAGUAACCUGUAGUCAAAUGUGAUAGCCUUUCAACUUCAUUUUGUUUGGUGGCAUCUGUGGUGGUGGCCUUUAACUAUGAAUUAUAAAAAGUCUGAACUCCCUUUUGUGACUCCAUUUCUGAAGCAAUCUGAAGUGUUUAAGAAAGAACACGGAGCACAUUUCUAUUUCACUCUGGCAGAUGCUUUCCCUUCUGUUGGAACUGUAAAUGACUCAACAGGAAAUUGAACUUGGAACUCUCAAGAUAUGUAAAUGUGUUUUGUUGCAGCUGUUUUACACCAUUUCAUUCUCUCUCUCUCUCUCUCUUUCUCUCUCUUUUUUCAUCAAGUCAAGCCAAGCUGUGCUUCUUAUGUAUAUGUGUCUUUAACAAUGUCUAAAAUGAAUAAAAAAGGAAAACACAAAUAUAAAUGAAACACAAAACUCUGCAAAACAUUACAGCUUGACAAGUGAAAAUAUCUUCAAUAUAAGCAAAUCUGUUUAAUAUUUUUCAUUAUUAUAUUAUUGGGAAGAUUUCUACAAAUUCAUUUUGCUAAUUUAUUUUCAGUCUCUAUUUAAAUGCAGUUUUCAUGGUAAUAUUGAGUCGUUAUAUCAAGAAACUUGAUAAACUUGAUCAUCUAAAUGCACCAUCUCAUUAGUAUUUUUAUUGGUAAUGACGGAUAUAAAAGCUCAGUAUACACAGACUAUGGUUUUUCCCCUCCUUACCACUUUCCAGUAUAAACGUGGUCACAUGUGGAUGCUUUCAUAAUGACAGUCACAAACAUGAUCAUGUGCAUGCAGCCACACACACACACACACACAGGCUUUAGUCUUAGUUUAAACAAACUGCGUAUGAUAGGGGGUUUCAGUUAAAGGUCAUGGAUCACAGCUCUGAGCUAAUUGCAGUAACGCUGUUGUUUAUUUUAAAUCCUGUCCACCUACGACCGCACGGCUGAAACACAUAUACAGUACACAUAUACUGUACUAUAAUAUGUAACAUAGCUAUACUAUUAUACUAUGAUACUAUACUAUAUUCUACAUAUAGAUACUAUAUUCACCAUGACAUAGACUAUAAAGUAUAUUAGCAUCAUCAGAAAAUUUAGUACAAAUACAUCACUUUAGAGACAGACGGAUAUAAUUGAGGAGUCAGUGGCAAGCCAUGGCUGUGUUCCAAUACUGUUUUAAUGCCCUGGUACAUUUCCUGUUACUAUUUUAAAGGCUGUUCAAUACUUUACGAGUGUAAGUGAAUGUUAAUAGAUGAGCCCUUGG
Pangasianodon hypophthalmus (striped catfish) is the source of this 3976-nucleotide messenger RNA. It is a transcript of the gene c1qtnf2, whose product is annotated as C1q and TNF related 2. NCBI's taxonomy places the organism in Eukaryota, Metazoa, Chordata, Actinopteri, Siluriformes, Pangasiidae. The record is from RefSeq and is a predicted model, not a curated record. Bases 722 to 1654 code for a protein of 310 amino acids. Gene Ontology annotation, molecular function: protein binding. The transcript has 3 exons.